This is a messenger RNA of Owenia fusiformis, 940 nucleotides long. Lineage: Eukaryota; Metazoa; Annelida; Polychaeta; Sabellida; Oweniidae. The record is from the annotation of a GenBank genome assembly.
GUAUCGAUUAGUACAGUUUUUCACCAUAUUUAACUGUAUUCCUAGAUAUUUGACUACUUAAAUACGUUACACACAUUACUAUUGACAUCAAAAUGAUAUGUAAGGUAUAAUCAGAGAAGAGCCUACGUACACUCGAAUUGAUACAUAUUUGAAGGCUUGAUUUAGUAUUUCAACAUAUAUAGAAUGUGUUCCCACUAAAAAUGGCAGAAGCUACACAUUCAGGUGGUUCUACCCAGGUUAAACCUGACCAAGCGUUCGAUACAUUUUACUCAGAAGUGAAAGCUAUAGAAACACGAGAUUCAGUAUUGACAUCAAAGCAGCAGAUUGAUCGUUUACUCAGACCUGGUGCUUCAUACUUCAAUCUUAAUCCAUUUGAGGUGCUCCAGGUAGACUCUGAUAUUCCCCUAAAUGAAGUGAAGAAGAGAUACAGACAGAUGUCCAUAUUGGUGCAUCCAGAUAAGAACCAGGAUGAUGAAGAACGAGCACAGAAAGCUUUUGAAGCUGUGAAUAAUGCCUACAAGACUUUAGAGAAUGAAGAAGGAUACAAAAGAUGUCAGGAAGUCAUUGAAGAAGCAAAAAUACGUACAGAUGACAUGAUAACAAAGAAAAGGAAAGAGUUAAAGAAAGAGGGAAAGCCACAAGUUGUACCUGAAGAUGACCAAGAAAAGUACAAGCAUGCCCUCUAUGUACAGACCACCAAAUUAUUUGCUGAUCUUGAACGGUUAAGACGAGAAACUCAGAUGAAAGAAAUGCAUGAAAAAAAAAAGGCAGCUGAAGAAGAGGAGAAUGAGAAAAUUAAGAGGAAAGAACAGGAAGAAUGGAAUAAAAACUUUGAGGAAAGUAGGACAGGUCGGGUAGACAGCUGGAGAAGCUUUACAGGGAAAGGAGGAAAAACUAAGAAAAAUAAAGAUAAGAAAUCUAAACCUUACCUUGGAGGAUU